AUGGCUACUCCGGCUGCGUUGCCACCAUUGCCGUUCAACCCUUCCAGGGUUCGAUCCUACGUUCUUCGUCUCCCUCUCUUCACUCGGCUUGUGCUCUUGGCUAUCCUUGUGUUUUGGCUUCUCGAAUUGCAAACGGUCUGGAGCGUAGUACAAUGGGGUUCAGUGAUACCGGAGGAGAUCAACAUUGGCACUAUGUAUCGGCUCAACACUUACCCUUUCAUUCAUGUCGGGUUUUUCCAUGCUUUCCUGAAUCUCUUGGCGCUCACUCCAUUGUUGGAGCGGUUUGAAGCCGAGCAUGGCACGUUGACUGCCGUGGCUUUGUUCUUUGGACCUCUUUCCACAUUUCCGGCGGGAGCAUAUGUCUUGUUCGAGAAAUUCGUCUUGCAUAGGAACACUGCAGUGGUCGGUGCCAGUGUUUGGGUCUUUCUACUCCUGGGCUCCGAAGCUAUUAGAACAUUCAAAUCCAACCCGUACUUCAGUCUUGGGCCCUACAAAAUCCCUACGUGGACAUCUCCUCUGUUCGCGUGUGGUCUGGUCUCGAUACUAGUUCCCAACACGAGUCUUCUGGGUCACUUGUGCGCCAUCUUUGUGGGCUACUUGUUCGGCCUCGGCUUCCUGAAAGUCUUCGUCCCCCCUGAGAAGGUCCUGCGGUGGAUUGAAGGCAAGCUAAAUCUCUUGGGAAGACUGCCACACUAUGUGUCGGUGGACCAAAAGACAUAUGGUCGGUACGGGGUCCUUCCAACCACGACUGCCGGGGGUGAGAGAGCAACUCCGAUGAGCUAUCUGGGCUCUUCGCAGCGUCUGGCCGCAAUCCGCAACUUGCGGACCAAUCCUCACUUCCUUUUCGUACACCUGCCGCGUAUUCUCUCCCUCGUCUGUAUUAUCGCCGGCGUCGUCUGGUUGCUCCUCCUUCCGCUCAACGACUACUCGCGGCAGACCUACAUCUCCGAAAACGCGCUCCUCCCAGGCCAGGUCCACGCAUACUUCUCUGGCAGUGAACAGCACAUCUUCCGGGGAUACAAGAAGGAGCUAGAGGCAAUACUGGAAGGUCAGACUCCGAGUGGCCAGGAAAGCAGAAAUGAAGAAUACACCCCGGCGGUUUCCGAAAAGAUCCAGUCCGUCUUGCGGGCGGCGGGGUUGAAAGUUGCCACGCAGAAGUAUGAGUACACUUCCUCGGGGAUUACCCAUCAGGGGCAGAACGUCUAUGCGAUCAUUCAAGCGCCGCGGGGAGACGCCACGGAAGCCAUUGUGCUUGUUGCAGCUUGGAAGACCGUGGAUGAUGAUCUCAACCUGAACGGCGUGAGCCUUGCGCUGACGCUGGCUGGGUACUUUAAGCGAUGGUCACUCUGGUCGAAGGAUAUCAUUUUCUUGUUUCCUCCGGACAGCAAAACGGGUACUCAGGCAUGGAUUGACGCCUACCAUGAUAUGCAGCCGGCAUUCGUGCAGCCGCUGCCGCUGAAGAGCGGCGCGUUGCAGGGAGGCUUGGUCAUUGAGUAUUCAUUCGAUCACCGGUUUGAGUCGCUGCACAUUCUCUACGACGGGGUCAACGGUCAGCUGCCCAACCUGGACCUAUUCAACACGGCUGUAUCGAUCGCUGGUGGCCAGAUGGGAAUUGGGUCCAAUCUGCAAGAAAUGUGGGACCACAACGACAGCUAUGAAAUGCGACUGCAGACCAUCAUGAGAGGGAUGGUUAAGCAGGGGUUUGGCUACGCGACGGGCCCGCAUAGUAGCUUCAUGCCAUACCAUAUCGAUGCCAUCACGCUGCAGGCCAAGGGCGACGGCUGGCAGGACGAGAUGGCCCUGGGCCGCACUAUCGAGGGUCUUUGCCGCAGUUUGAACAAUCUCCUGGAGCAUCUCCACCAGAGCUUCUUUUUCUACCUUCUUAUGCAGGCUAACCGCUUCGUCAGCAUUGGCACGUAUUUGCCUAGUGCCAUGCUCAUCGCUGGAAACUUCACGAUCAUGGCCAUCGCGCUUUGGCUGCGUACUGGAUACUAUACCGGCUCGAAGCAAAACCCUGCCAGACCUCCUGCAAACGCAGAAGAGACGAGUUUGCGAGCCGCUGCUCUGACGGAAAAGCUUGAUGCCAACACUGCGCAAUCAGCCGUGACGCCAGACUCAAACAGCGUCAUUGAGCGCAAACUUGCCCUUCCGCUCACCCUGGUCGUCGGACUUCAUCUCCUCGGUCUCGUUCCCCUCUAUAUCUUCAACAAUAUCAACCACCAGUACUAUUCUACUGCAACCUAUGCCAGCAUCGGCGUCAACGCCAUCCUCCCCAUAGUGCUCGCAGCCUCCCUCACCCGCGGCCUAACCACACCGCGAGACCAGCCGCAACUGUCCCUUCUCAUCAAGUCUUUCUCCCUGCUCGUCCUUGGCCUCUUCCUCUCCACCCUCGCCACCCUCAACUUCUCCCUGUCCUUCAUGGUCGGCCUGCUCUGCACCCCACUCAGCUUCGUCAACCGCAUCGACCCGCACACCACUUCUCGCCCCAUCCGGACCGUGCUAUCUGUCCUUGGUCUCGUCUUCCUGAAUGUGCUCUCCCCGCCCGUCGUCCUUCUCGUGGCGUGCUCGUACUUCGGGACGGACGUGCAGACGGUCCUCACGCAGGCCGCCUUUGGGUGGGAUGUGUGGGGCAUGUGGACGCAAGUGGUGGUCUGGUGCGUCUGGUGGCCGGCGUGGGUGACUGGGUGCGCCUUGUUAGGGUUCUCCCUGUUCUAG
This is a messenger RNA of Aspergillus saccharolyticus JOP 1030-1, 2715 nucleotides long. RefSeq names its product rhomboid protein 2. The transcript is spliced from 10 exons. Lineage: Eukaryota; Fungi; Ascomycota; Eurotiomycetes; Eurotiales; Aspergillaceae. The coding region runs from base 1 to 2715 and encodes 904 amino acids. Gene Ontology annotation, molecular function: serine-type endopeptidase activity. Gene Ontology annotation, cellular component: GPI-anchor transamidase complex; membrane. The record is from RefSeq and is a predicted model, not a curated record. Gene Ontology annotation, biological process: attachment of GPI anchor to protein.